UCCGUGUGGGCUCGCAACUUCCAGAAGCUUCUCGCACCUUCCAGCCUGAUGUCUUGUGUUAAGUUAUGGCACAGCGGUACCUCAGCCCCGCUGGUGCCCAUCGAGGAAGUGGAGAACCCGGAGUUCAUGGGCAAAGGCGGAUUUGGCGCUGUCUUCCGGGCACAGCACAGGACUUGGGGUUUGGAAGUGGCGAUGAAGAUCGUGAACUCCCGGCGAUACAGGGAGGUGAAGGCCAUGGCAAGCCUGUGUAACAAUCAUGUGCUGCCCCUGCUGGGGGUCACAAAGAAACUGGAGUGGGAGUACGUGUCUGGGCCGGCUCUGGUGACUCAAUUCAUGGAGAACGGUUCCCUGGCGGUGCUGCUACAGCCCCAGUGCCCAAGGCCGGGGCCGCUCCUCUGCCACCUGCUGCAGGAGCUGGUGCUCGGGAUGUGCUACCUGCACAGCCAGAACCCCAUGCUUCUACACCGGGACCUCAAGCCCCCCAACGUCCUAUUGGACUCAGAGCUGCAUGCCAAGCUGGCAGAUUUGCACCUGUCCACGUUUCUGGGAGGCUCACAGUCAGGGGCAGGAUCUGGGGAGUCAGGGAGCACCCCAGCUUACUUGGCCCCAGAACUGUUGGCUGAUAUAAACUGGAAGGCCUCCAUGGCCAGUGAUGUCUACAGCUUCGGGAUCCUAAUGUGGGCAGUGCUAGCCGGAAGAGAAGCUGAGAUAGUGGACCAUAAAUCACUGCUGCGGGAAGCAGUGUGUGAGAGGCAGAUCCGGCCUGCAUUGACUGAGCUGCCCCAGUCUGGCCCUGAUCCUGGCUUGGAAGUACUGAAGGAUUUAAUGCAGCACUGCUAGCACGAGCCCCAGAAGAGGCCCUCCUUCCAAGAAUACCGACCAAACACCCAGAAAGUCCUCGACCUGGUAAAGAAAGGAGAUGUAUCUGGUAAAAAGAUGAAUGCUGCAGUCUCCACGGUAAAGGAGUUCCUGUCUGAGCACAGGGGCAGCAACAGGUUGUUGUCUGUCCUCAAGCCAGGCCCGGAAAGUACAGAAAUGAAUGGCCCUGGGGGAACCACAGGAAGCCAUGAUUCCAUGGCCUCUGAAAUGAUGAACCUGAAUCUGGAGGGGUACCCCAGGUCUGUUCCUGAAAAAUGUACAAACCUUCCUGAGAGCAUCAGGGCCCAGAGAGGGCAGGUUCAGCCUGCCUGGACAGCAGAGACCUCUUCAGAUUCAACAGCCUGACCUCCUCAAAAUCCAGAGACCUUACCUGUCAAAAACCAGAAGCCCAGCCCCACCUCAGCUUGGACCCCAGGUCCUGGACCCCAAGGGUAUCAGGGGGCUGAGAGACGUGACACCAACUGGCCUCCCAGGGCGCCAGGGCCAAAUCCAGUACCAGGGCCACGGUUUCCUACCAUACUUCAUAGCCAAGGGGUACAGAUUGGAAACAACAUCCAUAUGAUUAUACAAGGAAGAACUGCCUCAUCCGUGCAGGGCCUGGCACCUCGGGGCAUGGAUAGGGGCCCCCAGCGCACCCCCCAAGGAAUAGGUCAGCCCCCAUACUACCACCUCCCUCCGCUGCAUACACCCAUGCACACAUUGCUUCCGUGGAGGCACUGGAACCCUUUGAUUCUCAGCUGGUGUCUGGGAGUGGACAGCGACGGCUCCACAAAGCUACACGCAGAUGUGCCUCUCCCCUGGAGCUGGACACCACUGGAGUAUGGACCACUCAGAUAUGGCCACAGCGCUGCCAUCUAG
Balaenoptera acutorostrata (minke whale) is the source of this 1737-nucleotide messenger RNA. RefSeq names its product receptor interacting serine/threonine kinase 3 (gene RIPK3). Gene Ontology annotation, biological process: protein phosphorylation. NCBI's taxonomy places the organism in Eukaryota, Metazoa, Chordata, Mammalia, Artiodactyla, Balaenopteridae. Gene Ontology annotation, molecular function: ATP binding; JUN kinase kinase kinase activity. The record is from RefSeq and is a predicted model, not a curated record.